Molecule: messenger RNA, 804 nt
Organism: Saprolegnia parasitica CBS 223.65
Lineage: Eukaryota; Oomycota; Saprolegniomycetes; Saprolegniales; Saprolegniaceae
Exons: 5
Coding region: 1-804 (267 amino acids)
Biological process (GO): protein dephosphorylation; positive regulation of G2/MI transition of meiotic cell cycle; positive regulation of G2/M transition of mitotic cell cycle
Cellular component (GO): nucleus; cytoplasm
Molecular function (GO): protein tyrosine phosphatase activity
Source: RefSeq, a predicted model, not a curated record
AUGCUGGCCCGCAAGUCGUCGGACCCAACAGGCCUCGUGACGUCGCCGCGGCGCCGACGGGUUCCGCGAAGCAGCAAGCGAGCGCUCUUCUCCCCCGAGACGCCCACCGCGUUGAAGCGCGGCUCGGACCUCGAGAUCGAGAAUGAGCAUGGCCCGGCGCGCAAGACGCCGCGUCGGCUUGUGCUAUUCAAUAGCGAUGAACAAGCAAGUCCUUUGCAUCCCAAGUUUGCUCGCUGCAACUCUGCGCCGGUGCUGCACGGCCUCCCAUUCACGACGUACGAGCCGAUGCUGCCAACGAUCCGGUCGUCGCAGCACCCGGACCUGCACGUCAUUUCGCCAACCACCGCGCUCGAGGUAUUGCAAGGCGUGCUUCCAGCGUCGCUGCAAGGCGCUCGCUUCUUCGACUGCCGCUUCACGUACGAAUACGAGGGCGGGCGUCUUCGAGGCGCCACGUCAUUGCCAUCGCCAGACGACAUUGAACAACACUUUUUCGCGCCGUCGCUCGAGCAAUCCACGACGACUGCGCUCAUCUUUUACUGCGAGUUUUCAGCCAAACGAGCGCCCGACAUGAUGCGGCACAUUCGCCGCCGCGACCGCUGCCUCCAUGCCGCCACGUACCCAGAACUUCUGUACCCGGAAAUGUACUUGAUCGACGGAGGCUACAAGCACUGCUUCGAGUCGACACGGGCGGCGUGCGACCCGCCCACGUACACGUCGAUGAACGACCCUGCGCACGCCGAAAGAGGCAAGGCGGCGAUGCAGCUCCUGCGCCAACGCUGGAAGGCCCACCAACCCGUAGGAUAG